Messenger RNA from Ricinus communis (castor bean), 4516 nucleotides. RefSeq names its product cellulose synthase A catalytic subunit 2 [UDP-forming]. The record is from RefSeq and is a predicted model, not a curated record. Lineage: Eukaryota; Viridiplantae; Streptophyta; Magnoliopsida; Malpighiales; Euphorbiaceae. The transcript is spliced from 14 exons. Gene Ontology annotation, biological process: plant-type primary cell wall biogenesis; cellulose biosynthetic process. Gene Ontology annotation, cellular component: plasma membrane; trans-Golgi network. The coding region runs from base 721 to 4011 and encodes 1096 amino acids. Gene Ontology annotation, molecular function: cellulose synthase (UDP-forming) activity.
UUAUGAACAAUUUUUGAAACAUAACACAAAAGCGAAGAAGAAGAAAAAUAACAGAAAAUUGAAGACAAAACAGAAGUAAUUAAUAUAGAGAAAGAGAGACACCAACUCCGGUGGGGGCACAGACCAGAGAGCCACCAUCACUUUCUGGGCCCCACCACCAGUCACCGAUACGUAUUUUCUUAUAUAAAUCUUUUUUUUUUUCCUUUAUAAAUUUUUAUGAUACAUAUUUAUUUGUGUUUUCUUUUAUUGUUUUUACACUGAAUUAGAUACACAGAUUAACAAUUUUUCUUACAAUAAUUUUUUUUUUCUCGAUCUAUCUGUCUCUCCUUCUCUACUACGCCUCCACAUUUCAACACACAAUAACAUACACUUGUCUUUCUCUCUCUCUAAAAACCAAACCCAUCAUCAAUCUCUCUGUUAUCUUUCAUUACAUCAAAUAGAUUGAGACCAGCCAGGAUACAGGGAAGUGAGAGAGAAAAGCAGCACACUUUGGGCUGCCCUAGCCAUUUGAAAACAACCCAAAACAGAUUCUUUUAUUUUCUUCCUUUCUUUCUUUCUUUGCUUUGUUUCUAAAUAAAUAAAAGCUUUUUCUGUAUCUGAGAACUUCGAGUGUUGAUACAAAAGUGGAGUCUGAACCAGUUGAGAAGAAGAGAACUGGAUUGAUUUAUUUGUUUCUGAUUUGUUGAGAAAGAGAGAGCUAGCUGAGUGAGUCAGCCAGUCAUGAACACUGGAGGUCGACUCAUUGCUGGGUCUCACAACAGAAAUGAAUUUGUGCUUAUUAAUGCUGAUGAGAGUGCAAGAAUAAAGUCUGUGCAAGAAUUGAGUGGGCAAGUUUGUCAGAUCUGUGGGGAUGAGAUUGAGAUUACAGUGGAUGGAGAGCCAUUUGUUGCCUGCAAUGAAUGUGCUUUCCCUGUUUGCAGACCUUGCUAUGAGUAUGAGAGACGAGAGGGAAAUCAAGCCUGUCCUCAGUGCAAAACCAGAUACAAGCGCAUCAAAGGUAGUCCUAGGGUUGAAGGUGAUGAGGAAGAAGAUGACAUUGAUGAUUUGGAGCAUGAGUUUGAUUAUGGGAACCUUGAUGGUUUGGGCCCGGAACAAGUUGCAGAAGCAAUGCUCUCUUCACGUCUUAAUACUGGGCGAGCUUCUCACUCUAAUUUGUCUGGAAUUCCCUCUCAAUCGGAGCUUGAUUCUUCUCCCCUUAGCUCUAAAAUUCCUCUCUUGACGUAUGGCGAGGAGGACACUGAGAUUUCUUCCGACCGGCAUGCUCUUAUUGUACCUCCGUUCAUGGGCCACGGGAAUAGAGUUCAUCCAAUGCCGUAUACUGAUCCAUCUAUACCCUUGCAACCCAGGCCUAUGGUUCCGAAGAAAGAUAUAGCUGUAUAUGGGUAUGGAAGUGUGGCCUGGAAGGACAGAAUGGAGGAAUGGAAGAAAAGACAAAGUGACAAACUUCAGGUGGUCAAGCAUGAGGGAGGAAAUGAUGGCGGAAACUUUGAAGGGGAUGGAUUGGAUGAUCCUGAUUUGCCCAUGAUGGACGAGGGGAGGCAGCCGCUUUCAAGGAAGCUGCCCUUACCAUCGAGCAAGAUAAAUCCAUACAGAUUGAUAAUCAUUCUCCGUCUUGUUAUUCUUGGCCUGUUUUUUCACUAUAGAAUUCGCCACCCAGUCAAUGACGCCUACGGUUUGUGGUUGACAUCAGUAAUAUGCGAAAUAUGGUUUGCAGUAUCAUGGAUUCUUGAUCAGUUUCCAAAAUGGUACCCUAUAGAACGAGAAACAUACCUUGAUCGGUUGUCAUUAAGGUACGAGAAAGAAGGAAAACCAUCUGAGCUGGCUAGUGUAGAUGUUUUUGUAAGUACAGUUGAUCCAAUGAAAGAACCCCCGCUGAUCACUGCAAAUACGGUUCUCUCAAUUCUUGCGGUUGAUUAUCCUGUGGAUAAGGUUGCGUGCUAUGUGUCUGAUGAUGGUGCUGCCAUGCUUACAUUUGAGGCACUCUCUGAGACAUCUGAAUUUGCUAGGAAAUGGGUUCCUUUCUGUAAAAAAUUUAAUAUUGAGCCCCGAGCCCCUGAGUGGUAUUUUUGUCAGAAGAUUGACUAUUUAAAAAAUAAAGUCCACCCAGCAUUUGUCAGGGAAAGGCGUGCUAUGAAGAGAGAAUAUGAAGAAUUCAAAGUUCGAAUAAAUGGAUUAGUUUCCACUGCACAGAAAGUCCCAGAAGACGGUUGGACAAUGCAGGAUGGAACUCCAUGGCCUGGAAACAAUGUUCGAGAUCACCCUGGCAUGAUUCAGGUCUUCCUUGGACAUAGUGGUGUUCGUGAUGUAGAAGGAAAUGAGUUGCCUCGUUUGGUUUACGUUUCUCGUGAGAAGAGACCAGGCUUUGAACACCAUAAAAAGGCUGGAGCCAUGAAUGCUCUGAUUCGUGUCUCUGCGGUUCUAUCAAAUGCUCCAUAUCUUUUGAACGUGGAUUGUGAUCACUAUAUUAACAACAGUAAAGCUCUUAGAGAAGCCAUGUGUUUUAUGAUGGAUCCAACACUGGGCAAGAAAGUUUGUUAUGUGCAGUUUCCUCAAAGAUUCGAUGGUAUUGACCGUCAUGAUAGAUACUCAAAUCGGAAUGUUGUAUUCUUUGAUAUCAACAUGAAAGGAUUAGAUGGUUUGCAAGGGCCAAUAUAUGUUGGAACUGGUUGUGUUUUCCGAAGGCAAGCACUUUAUGGUUAUGAUGCUCCUGUCAAGAAGAAGGCCCCUGGCAAGACCUGCAACUGUUGGCCAAAAUGGUGCUGUCUAUGCUGUGGAUCUAGAAAGAACAAGAAAUCAAAAGCAAAGAAUGACAAGAAAAAGAAGUCAAAGAACAGGGAGGCUUCAAAGCAGAUACAUGCUCUUGAAAAUAUUGAAGAAGGAAUUGAAUCAACUGAAAAAUCUUCAGAAACUGCCCAAUUGAAAUUGGAGAAGAAGUUUGGACAGUCACCAGUGUUUGUAGCUUCUGCCCUUCUAGAAAAUGGUGGUGUUCCUCAUGAUGCCAGUCCUGCAGCACUGUUGAGAGAAGCCAUCCAGGUUAUCAGCUGUGGGUAUGAAGAUAAAACGGAAUGGGGAAAGGAAGUUGGCUGGAUAUAUGGCUCAGUGACUGAGGAUAUUCUGACAGGAUUCAAGAUGCACUGCCAUGGAUGGAGGUCUGUGUACUGCAUACCUAAGCGGCCUGCAUUUAAGGGGUCAGCUCCUAUUAAUCUGUCAGAUCGUCUACACCAGGUUCUCCGUUGGGCACUUGGGUCUGUUGAAAUUUUCUUGAGCAGACAUUGUCCUAUUUGGUAUGGCUAUGGUGGUGGAUUGAAAUGGCUUGAACGAUUUUCCUAUAUAAACUCAGUUGUAUAUCCUUGGACAUCCAUUCCCUUGCUUGUUUACUGUACCCUGCCAGCUAUCUGCCUUCUUACUGGAAAAUUUAUUGUUCCUGAGAUUAGCAACUAUGCCAGUAUCAUAUUCAUGGCACUCUUCAUAUCAAUUGCUGCAACUGGUGUCCUUGAGAUGCAGUGGGGUGGCGUUGGGAUAGAUGACUGGUGGAGAAAUGAGCAGUUUUGGGUGAUUGGAGGUGUCUCAUCUCAUCUUUUUGCUCUCUUCCAGGGUUUGCUCAAGGUGUUGGCUGGGGUCAGUACAAACUUCACUGUCACGUCAAAAGCAGCCGAUGAUGGAGCAUUUUCAGAGCUUUACCUAUUCAAGUGGACAUCGUUGUUAAUACCUCCCACAACUUUGUUGAUCAUAAACAUUGUUGGUGUUGUGGUUGGAGUCUCGGAUGCCAUCAACAACGGGUAUGAUUCAUGGGGUCCUUUGUUCGGUAGGCUAUUUUUCGCCUUCUGGGUCAUUAUUCAUCUCUACCCCUUCCUCAAGGGUCUGCUUGGAAAACAAGAUCGCAUGCCCACCAUUAUUCUGGUAUGGUCAAUUCUACUGGCUUCAAUCCUAACUCUUAUAUGGGUCCGAGUAAACCCAUUUGUGUCUAGAGAUGGCCCUGUAUUGGAAGUAUGUGGAUUGAACUGUGACUAAAAUACAUGAAUAAAGCCUUAAAAGUAGGUUUUCAGUGGCAAAUGUAUCAAAAUGGUUGUGUGGAGUUGGAGCCGGCGAGUCGUUAGACCGAUGGUGGCACGCCCACAUUGUGCAAAUAUGGGAUGUCAUUGGCAAGAGAAAUUUUUGUGAGAAAGCUGUAGUUUGGGGGUGUAGAUACAGUGGGUUGGGGACGACACAUUGUUUUUUUUUCUUUUGUUAUCAUUUUUUGUUUUUUGGUUUUACAGGGUUUCUAUUAAUUCUUUUAUUAAAUUUCCUGUGGGUUGUAGGGUUUUUGUUCUUCUGUUUCAUGAUGUGAGUCUUAUGUAUUUCUAAGAAAGCAUUGAAUCAUAAAUUAUUCCCUUGUCAAUGUGGGGAUUUAUAUAAGUGUCUCAGACCACUGCACGUCCAUUUGUUUAUGUCAUUUCUCCUUAUCAUGGACUUGGGACAAUUUUAUGUACCUAAUUUGAAGUUGCAGAUAUUAUGCAAUUUAUGUCAUUUUCCUUUC